AUGUUUCAGACGUUGGUGAGUGAUGUUGUGGAAAUCUACGACGGCCCGACUCCCGACUCUCCUGUCCUCUCGUCCAUCUCCGGCUCCCACUCAGCUGUCCCCAGGACCAGUGCAUCUCAGUGCAGCUCUGUGCCGGAGCCCAGGUUUGGGAAGCGGAUAGGAAACGACUUUGGCAUUGGCACGGUGGUGCUGUUUGAAUGCAAUCCAGGCUACGCUCUGCACGGCGCCACUGCCAUCAGGUGUGAGGCCAUCCCGAACACUGUGGCUCAGUGGAACGGCACUGAGCCCACCUGCGUAGUUCCCUGUGGAGGACUGCUGACAUCUCGUAAGGGGACCAUCCUUUCUCCUGGUUACCCAGAGCCCUACGCCAACUAUCUCAACUGUAUCUGGAAGGUCUCUGUGCCAGAGGGAGCAGGCAUCCAAAUACAGGUCAUAACUUUUGCCACGGAACACAACUGGGACUCUUUGGACUUUUUUGACGGCGUCGAUGGCAACGCGCCAAGGCUUGGCAGCUAUUCAGGUACGACCAUCCCCCAGCUCCUGAACAGCACCUCCAACAACAUCUACCUGACCUUCCAGUCCGACAUCAGUGUGUCUGCAGCAGGCUUCCACCUGGAGUAUACAGCAAUAGGUUUGGAUUCAUGCCCAGAACCUCAGCCCCCCCUCAACGGUGUCAAUGUGGGCGAACGCUUCACUGUGGGGGACAUGGUUUCCUUUCAGUGUGACCAAGGCUACUCUCUGAAGGGUAAUGAAUACAUAACGUGUAUGCCAGGGCCCGUCAGACGAUGGAAUUACCCCGUACCUCUGUGCUUAGCUCAGUGCGGAGGCUCUAUGACAGACUUCAGUGGUGUGAUCCUGAGUCCAGGCUUCCCAGGGAAUUACCUCAGCAGUCUGGACUGUAGCUGGAGCGUACAGCUCCCCGUAGGCUUCGGCAUUCACCUGCAGUUUCUAAACUUCUCUACCGAAGCGGUGCACGACUAUCUGGAGGUGCACAGCGGGAGUUUGGAGACGGGUUCUGUGAUCGACAGGUUCAGUGGAUCCGUUGUGCCCGGCUCUCUGUUCAGCACCACACAUGAAACCAGCUUCUUGUUCCACAGUGACUACUCCCAGAACAAACCAGGCUUCCACAUCAUCUAUGAGGCCUAUGAGCUCCAGCGCUGCCCUGACCCGAGGCCGUUCCGUAACGGCGUGGUGAUAGGCCGAGACUUCGGUGUGGGCUUGACCAUCUCGUUCGAAUGCCUGCCAGGUUACACUCUGAUAGGAGAGGUCUCACUCACCUGCCUGCAUGGGGUCAGCAGAAACUGGAACUACCCUGUACCAUGCUGUGAAGCCCAGUGUGGUGGUAAUAUAACGUCUCUGAACGGGACCAUCUAUUCUCCCGACCACCCAGCAGAGUACCCUAACUUCCAGGACUGUUUGUGGAGUGUACGGGUUCCCCCAGGGAAUGGCAUCUGCAUCAACUUCACCGUUCUCAACACUGAACCCAUCUACGACUACAUCACCGUCUGGGACGGCCCUGACCAAGGAUCUCCUCAGAUUGGUCAGUUCAGUGGGAACACGCCCCAGAAAGAGGUCUAUACCACAGCCAAUCAUGUCCUCAUCAAGUUCCACAGUGAUUUCAGCACUAGCGGGUUCUUUGUACUUAGUUACCAUGCAUACCAACUGAGAGUGUGUCAGCCUCCUCCAGCUGUUGCCAAUGCAGAUAUCCUCACAGAACAUGACGAGUUUGAAAUAGGGGACAUUAUCCGGUACCAGUGCCUGCCAGGGUUCACCCUGUUGGGCUCAGAGAUCCUGACGUGCAGACUGGGGGAGAGGCUCCAGAUGGACGGCCCUCCACCUCUCUGCCAAGUACAAUGUCCUGCUAACGAGGUCCGUUUCGACUCCACGGGGGUGAUCCUGAGUCCCGGCUACCCAGACAGUUACCACAACCUCCAGACGUGUUCCUGGCUCAUCAACGUAGAGAAGGGCUACAACGUCACCCUCCACUUCCAGCUCUUCCAGACAGAGAAGGAGUUUGACAUCCUGGAGAUAUUUGACGGUCCUAACAUCUACAGCCAGAGCCUGGCGUCACUCAGCGGUGACAUCACCACGCCCUUUAACCUCACGACCUCUGGUCAUCAGUUGCUUCUGCGCUGGUCGUCUGACCACGGCACCAACAGGAAGGGCUUCUACGUCAGAUAUGUGGCGAUGUACUGCAGUACUCCAGACUCCCCCCAGCAGGGUUUUGUAGUGAGCCAGACAGGAGGUCAUCUCAACAGUGUGGUGCGUUGGGGCUGUGACCGGGGCUACCGGCUUAUUGGAAAGGCCACAGCUGUCUGUAAGAAGACGGCCUUUGGGUAUUAUACCUGGGACUCAACGGUACCUGCAUGUCAAGCCGUGGCGUGUGGCGUGCCCACUGCGCCGCUGAAUGGAGGCGUCCAGGCUGUUGAUUACUCCGUGGCAGCACGUUUAACCUACUUCUGCAACAACGGCUUCAGGCUCUCCUCCAAGGAUCUCACCGCCACCGUCUGCCAGCCUGACGGCACAUGGAGCAACCACAACAAGAUACCUCGCUGCCCAGUGGUGGUCUGCCCCAGUCUGGGCUCCUUCUCUCUGGACCAUGAGUUUACUAUUCUUUGUGUUUGUGGUCCCACAGUGGUGGUCUGCCCCAGUCUGGGCUCCUUCUCUCUGGACCACGGGAAGUGGACGAUCGUCAACGGAUCCAGCUAUGAGUUCAGAACCAAGGUGGUCUUCGGCUGUAACCCGGGUUACUACCGGCUCGGUCCCGCUCACAUCCAGUGCCUGGCCAAUGGGGCGUGGAGCUGGCGGAACGAACGACCUCGAUGCAGAAUCAUUUCCUGUGGAGAGCUGCCCACUCCUCCUAAUGGGAGAAAGAUUGGAACUCAGACUACCUUUGGAGGCUCGGCCAUCUUCAGCUGCAACCCUGGAUACAUCCUGGUGGGCUCCACCGUGAGGGAGUGCAUGCUGUCAGGCCUGUGGAGCGGCACAGAGACUCAAUGCCUGGCUGGUCACUGCGGUAUCCCGGAGCAGAUUGUGAACGGUCAGGCGAUAGGGGAGAACUUCGGAUACAGAGACACCGUGGUCUACCAGUGUAACCCUGGCUUCAGACUCAUAGGAUCCUCGGUCCGCAUCUGCCAGCAGGAUCACCUCUGGUCCGGACAACUGCCGCUGUGUGUCUCAAUCACAUGUGGCCAUCCAGGCAGUCCCAUCUACGGGAGGACUACAGGGGAUGGAUUCAACUACAACGACGUGGUCAGCUUCUUCUGUAACCAAGGUUACGUACUGGAGGGAGUGUCCAGAGCCCAGUGCCAGGCGAGUCGCCAGUGGAGUCAACAGCCCCCUACGUGUAGAGUGGUGAACUGCACAGACCCUGGCAUCCCGGCGAACUCCAUCAGGGAGAGUAAGAUAGAGCACGGUAACUUCACCCUGGGCAGUGUGGUGUUCUACACCUGCAACCCUGGAUACUACCUGUUCGGUUCGUCUGCCCUGACCUGUCAACCUACUGGCCACUGGGACAAACCUCUUCCUGAAUGUCUUGAGGAGGACUGUGGGAACCCUGGCUUUCCUCCCUACGGGACCAUGGUUGGGGACAAGUUCUCGUUUGGCUCCACGGUGCAGUACUCCUGUUCAGGGGACAGAGAGCUGAUUGGAGAGUCAUCACUCACCUGUCAAAUCAAUGGACACUGGAGUGGACCAAUACCUCACUGUUCAGGAGACUCUGUAGGCAGCUGUGGGGACCCUGGUACACCCGUCCAUGCAAGCAGAGAGGCCAGCAACUUCCAUCUGCGUAGUAAGGUCCGCUUCACCUGCGCUGUGGGCCACACACUGUACGGCUCCGCAGAGAGGAUCUGCUUUCCCAAUGGGACCUGGUCUGGGAGACAGCCCUUCUGCAAACCGGUGCACUGUGGUAACCCGGGGACACCUGCUCACGGCCGUAUUUUCCGGGUCGACGGUACAACCUUCACCCACUCUGUAGUCUACUCCUGUAUGGAUGGAUACCUCCUCUCAGGCACGCCCACCAGGCACUGUCUGGCCAACGGCACCUGGUCUGGCACCGCUUCUAACUGCACCAUGAUCAGCUGCGUUGACCCAGGUGUUCCUGCUAAUGGUCUGAGGUUUGGAGAGGACUUCACUGUGGGCCACAACGUCACCUUCAUGUGCCAGCCUGGCUACCUGAUAGAGGCAGGCGGGGCCACAACUCGCACCUGUACCCACAAUGGCACCUGGAGCGCCACCACGCCCAUCUGCAAAGGUACGACAUCUGAUGAUGAUGAUGGUGGUGGUGGUGACGAUGGUGGUGAUGAUGAAGAGUAUGGUGAUGGUGAAGAUUAUGGGGAUGAUGGUGAUGACGAUGAUGAGUAUGGUGAUGAUGAAGAUUAUGGUGAUGAUGAAGAGUGUGGUGAUGAUGAUGAAGAUGGUGAUGGUGAUAAUGAUGAAGAUGAGGGUGAUGAUGAUGAGGGUGAUGAUGGUAGUGAUGAUGAAGAGUAUGGUGAAGAUGGUGAUGGUGAUAAUGAUGAGGGUGAUAAUGAUGAGGGUGAUGAUGAUGAGGGUGGUGAUAAUGAAGAGUGUGGUGAUGAUGAUGAAGAUGAUGAUGGUGAUAAUGAUGAAGAUGAGGGUGAUGAUAAUGAGGGUGAUGAUGGUAGUGAUGAUGAAGAGUAUGGUGAUGAUGGUGAUGGUGAUAAUGAUGAGGGUGAUGAUGGUGAUGAUGAUGAUGAAGAGUAUGGUGAUGAUGAUGGUGAUAUGGGUCGUCUCAGAUUACAGGAAUGA
Molecule: messenger RNA, 4767 nt
Organism: Oncorhynchus masou masou (cherry salmon)
Lineage: Eukaryota; Metazoa; Chordata; Actinopteri; Salmoniformes; Salmonidae
Product: CUB and sushi domain-containing protein 3-like
Exons: 28
Coding region: 1-4767 (1588 amino acids)
Source: RefSeq, a predicted model, not a curated record